This is a messenger RNA of Labeo rohita (rohu), 6696 nucleotides long. RefSeq names its product phosphotyrosine interaction domain containing 1 (gene pid1). Lineage: Eukaryota; Metazoa; Chordata; Actinopteri; Cypriniformes; Cyprinidae. Gene Ontology annotation, cellular component: cytoplasm. The record is from RefSeq and is a predicted model, not a curated record. Bases 224 to 889 code for a protein of 221 amino acids. The transcript is spliced from 3 exons. Gene Ontology annotation, biological process: regulation of cell population proliferation; regulation of mitochondrial membrane potential; negative regulation of D-glucose import across plasma membrane.
GGAGGGACAGAGAAAGGGGGAGAGAAAGAAAGAAAAGAGCCUGUGCGUGUUUUCGCAGGCGGAGUUUCGUUCUUGCGCACCGUUGGAAUUCACUGUCUCUGUAUUUUUUUCCUCGGGAUUGCUUGAGGAGACAGAAGGAGCGAGAACGCGCCGUAAGCGAGCAGAUGCUAUAGCUGGACUGUCCCUGUUUCCAGCCUGACAAUCGAGCGUAUCAUCUACUAAAAUGUGGCAGCCUGCGUCGGAGCGAUUGCAGCAUUUACAGACCAUGCUAAAGACCAAACUGAACGUGCUGACGCUCCGGAAGGACCCGCUGCCUACAGUGAUCUUUCAUGAGCCAGAAGCCAUCGAGCUGUGCUCCACCACACCUCAUACGAAGAACCGUGCACACACAGGAUAUAAGGUGACCUACCUUGGAAAGGUGACGAUUUCCGGCACUCAUUUCCUGUCUGGCUGCACAGAGUCGGCAGUGGUGGGAUUAUGGGACACAAAGCAGACGUCUGUCGCCCACGAUGACUCAAUCACCUCUAGCAACGCCAUAUUGGAAAUCCGGCCAUUCCAGGUACGGCUACAUCACCUGGACGGACGGGGUGAGGCCACUGUCGCCAUGGACACCUUCCAGGUGGCUCGCAUCGCGUACUGCACGGCGGAUCACGACAUCAGCCCGAACGUGUUCGCGUGGAUCUACCGACAAAUCAACGACGAUCUAACGUUCCAGAUGGACUGCCAUGCCGUGGAGUGCGAGAGUAAACUAGAGGCCAAAAAACUGGCGCACUCCAUGAUGGAAGCCUUUAAGAAAACCUUCCACAGCAUGCGCAGCGACGGACGCAUCCACAAGAGCGGCUCGUCCGACGAGUUCCCCGAGGAGUUAAGCACACCCGACGAUGGCUGAGAGAUGGGACGGAGGGGUUGAACUUCUCUUAAGCGGGGGGUUGGGAACGGGGCGCUCUCGCGCUCUUUAUGUCUUUGUGCCAUAAUAGAAUAUUCAGAAAAAUAACCACAGCAAAUAGAGAACGCAAACGGAAACUCAAACCACAAACCAAGAGACUAGUCUGCCUUUUUUCGAUCUCGGCUGCCAGACAGAUCGUGCCCAUUUUACUAAAGCAUCCGAGCGUCAGCGUCAUCAUGAAGUACUUUACCACAGUCACACUCCCACUUGAAAGCUGCUGGUUUUGAUAUGGCGCGUGUGAAGUGGCAAGAACUUGUUACACGUUCACCUGUUAUUUUCUUUCGUUUAGCCAAUCAAAACCUUUGGGGGGGUUCGGAUUUGGGAAUUCCUGAUGUGCGUGUUGUUUUUUAGAUAACGCAGAGGUGUAUAUCCUCUGCUAAGUAGAGUUUAAGAGAGAUAAAAAUGAUAUAAUUUUGAUAUUUAUGGCAGGCAGCCAGUCUAGGGCAUUUCUUUACCUUUAUCGGGCCAUAGAAGCGUAAUUAUAGGGACCAUGCAUUGAUUUCUAUGGGGUUUUUUUGUUGUUGUUUUUUUUUUUUUUUAAGAUACCAAAAGUCAGUAUGUGUGUGUGUGUGUGUAUGUGAUCUAGAGUUUGUUUGUCUGUAGCUCAUGAGCCUUUGAUUAACUAUGGAACGGGUUCUCUAUUACAAGCUAAGUGUGCUUGUCUGUCUAGCGUAGUUUAGUACAUUUAUGUGAGUGUGAUGUGUUUUCCAAUAGAAAAUACUAGCGUGCCUGUUAAACUGAAAGAGAGACGUUCCGGAUACAUCAAUAUUUUAAAGAGAUGGUUCAAAAAUGCAAAAGGUCAUCAUUUACUGGCCCUCAAGUUAUUCUAAGCCUGUAUAAGUAUUUUUUUCUCUCGCCCACAAACAAUACCCAAACAGUUGACUUAAGCCAUAGAGGCGGAGCGCAUUUAGGCCACGCCCACACCUCUUCAUUGACUUUGUAUUGCAGGAAGCUGCUGCCUUGUCAUUUCUGACUUAUAACAUAAAAACAGAACAAUGUCUAAAAGCUGUUAUGUGACAGUGUGUACAAUAAACAAGCUAAAGACCCAGAAAUACGUUUUUAUAAUCUGUCAACCCAAAAAAACAAGUGUUUAAGGACACAAAUAGUUGUAGAUGUCAUGUAAUUUCAUGCUGGGCCAUUCCAAAGUCCCUUUAAGUAUUCUAUAGUCUUUGGCCAUUCAGUUUCUCCAACAAAAGGAAGGUAAGGAAAAGGAGCACUAACUUAGACCAAUAAAAAUAAGUUUCUCAAUAUCUCCUCCUUUUAGGUUUACAUAGGGUGGUGAAAUAUUCCUUUGACUUGGUUAAAAAAAUUGGUUAAGUUUCUGUUGCUGAUUAAGUUUCCCUCCAUUUAGCAUAGUUUUCAGAAUAAUAUGACAAGAUGCGCUCUACUUUUGUGUCCUUAAACGCUCGUUUUUGGGGGUCGACAACGUUUUUAGCUUGUUUACUGUACAUUUCGUCUCAUAGUAGCUUUUAGACAUUGUUUUUUGUUACAAGUCAGAAAUGACAAGGAGGCAGCUUCCCACAAUACAAGUCAAUGGAGAGUGUUGUGGGCGUGGUUUUCAGAUUAUUAUGCGUGUUGCUCUGUUUCUAUUCGCUUGUUAAGUCUGACGUCAAGCGUUCCAGGUCCAAACGCUCUAUCGGAUGACAUGAGAAAACAACAAACGGUACUAAUUAUACACUCACAAUGUGAUUAUAAUACUACUAAAAAAAUUAUAAAUCAUACCCUUUAACUCCAUACCGAAAUCCCAGAUUGAUAAUAUAUGAUAACAAUGAUAAUAUAAAUCUAAAACUUAUUUGUGUUUGGAAUGCUGUGAGCACGGAGACUGUAGUGUACACCGUAAAUUUGAAAAUGUUUAGCUUAAAUGUUUAAUAGGAAUAAACAGUGCUCAUAAAUGGCUGCUGAGAUAGUAUUCUCAAGUGAAAUGAGUUUGGAACCAGAAACAACAUUCGUUGGUGCAUUCAAUGGACGCAUUACUUAAUAAGCCCAUUGACUUCAAUUAUAUGGAAGUCAGUGGCUACCAGCAACUGUUUGUUUACCGACAUUCUUCAGAAUAUCUUUAUGUUCAAGAGAGAGAAAAGAAACUUAUAUGGGUUUAGAACAAGUGGAGGGUGAGUAAAUAAUGACAGAAUUUGCAACUAUUCCUUUAGCUUAUGCAGGGCUAUAAGUGUGGUCACAUUUAUCCUUGUUCCUAAACGCGAAAUCCAGUCAUUUUGAUAGUAAUCGGUAAGACUGGGAGUUUUGUGAAGAGGAAACAGAAACAGAAUUUGCUUGUUGACCAACAGAAAGCAGCUUGGUUUGAAAGUGGCUUCAGUGGAUUCAUCGCUACACUAUUUACAGUAGAAAUUGUUUAUGCAAAAUUUCACUGAAAUCUUGCCGAAAUCUCAAUAUUGUGACCACACCUAUAGUUCACAUUGUUUUGAUCAUGAACAGAAACUAGUGAUGGGCGCUUUUGAAACAAUGCUUCAUGAAGCUUUGAAGCAUUUAUGAAUCUUUUAUUUCGACUCAAACUCACAGUCAUGUGAUUUCACCAAACAAGGCUUUAUGUUAAACUAGGGAUGCGCGAUUUUAUAGGACCAAUAUCGGAAUCAGCCAGUGGUUUAAAAUGUAAAUAUCAGCAUCAGCCCGAUUUGAAAAAUUAUGCCGAUACACUGCAAGAAACAAUUUGUUGAGUCAACUUAAAAUAAUUUGUUACCUGGCUACCUUAAAAUUUUAAGUUCAGUCAACUCAAAAAAGCUUAUUCUACUUGAAAUGUUAAGUUAUACUAAGUGACAACUUAGAUAUUUGAGUUGAUUCAACUUAAAAUUUUAAGGCAGCUGGGUCACUUACCCAGAUUUUAAUUUUAACAAACACAAGUAUCUAAGUUGUUACUUGGUACAACUUAACAUUUCAAGUUGACUGAACUUAUUUGAGUUGACUGAACUUAAAAAUUUAAGGCAGCAGGGUAACAAAUUAUUUUAAGAUGACUCAACAAAUUGUGUUUUUUGUUUUUUACAGUGUAUGUCUUGCCAGUAAGAGGAAUAACUCGCAUGUGCUCAGGGUGUGCUAGCGAUUAGAUCACAUCAUCAGGUUCAUUCUUAAAGCAAAGUUUUGACUGAAUGAUGAUUAGAUUCAUCUGAGAAUGCACAUACAGAAUUACGCGAUCGGUGUGUGAUAGAGUAAACAAUAGGGAUGGGACCAUACAUCGAUUCGUGGAUCGAUUCUGAGAUCUUCCGAAUGCAUUGGCAUUCCCUUUGGAAUCGAUUCUGAGCUUAGAUUUUAACAGCAGAUGGCGCUGAAUUGCAGUUUAAGUCACUUCCGUGUUGGUUUCAAUAGAGAGAGCGGGAGGUUGCCGAAAAGUCAUUUCACCUCAGCUCAGAAUGCUUUUAUGACGCAAGAUUAUUGUAAACACUGCCCAUUGUGAACACCCUUGUAAUUCGCUUCAACCUUUUCAAAUUGUAUAAAUUAUUAUUUUAGGUUCAAGUGCAUGUAAGGAUUUUGAAACAAGCAGAGCACGGCUGUUUCUAAAGCAAGCAGUGCCAUCUGCUGUUCAAAACUAAGCUCAGAAUCGAUUUGAAAAAAGAAUCGCGAUGUGUUUGGAAAAUGUCGAAUCGAUGCUGAAUCAUUUCUCGAUUCGCGUUGCAACGAUUUAUCGUCCCAUCCCUAGUAAACAAUAAUAGCACAUGCAGCAGCGGCAGCCUCUCCCGGGUCCUAAUGCCCAUUCGGUAACGAGGGUGCUGUUGGCCUAUAUCUAAUAAAAUGAAAGUGAAAUGCACAAAUAAAAUUUAGACUGUGUUUCUGAUUAAAUAAAGCAGUAAUUGAUGUCAUAAACUCAUGAGCAUGUUUUGAUUUAAAAGUCGAAAGCUUACAUGAUUAAAUAUAUCACAAAGACACUUGUAAAUGAAAUCAUUUGAUAUGUACUGAUUUAUUCAUUAUUGUAUAAUGUUAUAUUUUGUAAAAAAAAAAAAAAAAAAAGCUAUACAAGAUUUUCAGAAUUUUUACAACUCUUGCUUUAGACCAUCUACGAAUGUUAAACCUUAAAAUAAAAUGUUAUGAUUACCACUGCGUCUUUCUGAAAAAAAAAAAAAAAAAAAAAAAAAAAAAUGCAGCGAUUGAUAUGUAUAGUUUACUUAUAGUUAUUUUUAAAGCUUCAAUGUACAGUCAUUAAAAAAGAACUUAUUUAAUUCUAACAAAUAAGUUCUUGUUAAAAACUAAGCAAAAAAUUAAAAAUAGUUUCCCUAUAAUAUCCACACAGGAGAGACUUGGUGUUGUUUCCAAACAAAAGGAAAUAUAUUGUUAUCGGCAUCGGCUAUCAGCCAAAAUGAGCUGAAAAAUAUCGGCAAAUCAGAUAUUGUCAAAAAUCCAAUAUCGUGCAUUCCUAUGUUAAACUGUUUGUAACCUUGAUUUCACAACAUAAAAAUUCAAAGGCUGUUGAUCUAGUGAAACUAUUAAUGGUUUUAACUGAUCUCAGGCUAGUUUUAUAUUAUGGGUUCAUUUUUUAAUUAAUUUAAUGAGCUUUAAUACUUUUGCAUGUAUGAUGCAAUAACAAAAAUUACACUUACUUGCUUCUAAUUGACUACAAAUGAAUGAAACACAAAUUUUAAAGAACCUUCAUAUUUGAUCAUUUGUAUAUUACAUUUUAAUGGAUUUUCAUGAAAACAUUUGCAGUCAAAUGUAUCAUUAUGCAUGUUUUUGUUACAUUUACACCUUUUUGACCAGCAGGUGCCGCCAGCCUGUAGUGUUUUGAGCGCUUCAAAUCAUUUUGCAAAGCAAUUGAUUCAGAGCUUCAAAAAGCUUUCUUUCUCCCAUCACUAACAGAUCUUGUUAUUGGUCCUUUGUUCACAUGCAGGGUGUCGGGACGUCUUUCUGGUGGGUUGGGAGAGAGUUGUGUGAAUGUUUGUGCAGGAAAAGUAGGACCCAAAAGCAUAGCUGCCCCAUAGAGUGCCUGUCUCUUCCCCCCAGUGCUGAAUGUAUGAAGUCUCUUGUGCUGCAAGCGCUAUAUAUGUACUGGUACUGAAAGCCUUGUUUGAUUAUUAUUAUUUUAGAUUUUUUUUUUUUUUUAAAUAUACAUUUGUAUUUGCAGGUAAUUUGAAAGCUGCAAAGUGGUUUAGAGUCACUUUUUGUACAAGAUGUCCAGCACGUGUGUGUAAUGUAAUGCAUGCGUGCUCUUACAUGGGGCUCCACUCACCUGUGAAAACCCUGUUGUGGGACGAUGGAUCGUGGAGCAACGAGCAGAUGAAUGAACAGACUCUAUUUUGAAUUCCGGUUUUGAAACGGAUUCUAAUUGGGAUUGGGAUCCUUUUGGGAGUGCAUCUGGUUGCGGAAAGGCAGUGAGCAUUUAUAAAUAUAAAGAAAUAUAUAUAAAAGAUAUAUACAGUGUAUUUGGAACUCAUUCGAUAAGCUUGUGUAAAUACAAAUGUAUCCAUUUUUUUUUUUUUCUUUUAAAUAUUGCAUUAAAUGUUCAAUAUUCUGAAUGAAGUGACAAGCACCAUUAAAGGAAUCAGUAUUAUGGCCAACUGUGAAUUUGGAUCGGGAGCAGAGGGCAGCCUUCAGCGUGAGUGGUGAAAUGUCAGAAGAGAGUGAGGAUGAGUGUCUCUUUGUCGUCGUUGUUGUUGCUGUUUUUUAAUUUGUAAAAUUGUAGAUGAACAUUCUCACUACAUGUCUUAAUGGCUCAGACUCGCUUUAAUGUUUUGAAAUGUUACCAUAUGUGUUUUUUAUGCUGUAUUUGCAAAGAUAAAAAGAUACAGUCACAUAUAAACUAUUUACCAAGCUAA